This is a messenger RNA of Geosmithia morbida, 501 nucleotides long. RefSeq names its product ubiquitin-conjugating enzyme E2 G2. Gene Ontology annotation, cellular component: cytosol; endoplasmic reticulum. The transcript has 2 exons. Lineage: Eukaryota; Fungi; Ascomycota; Sordariomycetes; Hypocreales; Bionectriaceae. The record is from RefSeq and is a predicted model, not a curated record. The coding region runs from base 1 to 501 and encodes 166 amino acids.
AUGGCCCAAUCGACGGCUCACCGACGUCUCCUACAGGAAUACCGCGCCCUGACCAACAAUCCCCCCGAUGGCAUCACGGCCGGCCCCGUGUCGGAGGAUGACCUUCUCCAGUGGGAAUGCCUGAUCCAGGGGCCUGACGACACACCCUUCGAAGGAGGUGUUUUCCCCGCCGAGCUCAAGUUCCCCAAGGAUUAUCCUCUCUCCCCCCCUUCGAUGAAGUUUCUCGUCGACAUGUGGCAUCCAAACGUAUACCCCAGCGGCCUGGUCUGCAUAUCCAUCCUUCACCCGCCCGGCGACGACCCAAACCACUACGAACAGGCUUCGGAGCGCUGGUCGCCCAUCCAGUCUGUCGAGAAGAUCCUUAUUAGCGUCAUGAGCAUGCUCGCUGAGCCGAAUGACGAGAGUCCCGCCAAUGUCGAGGCUGCCAAGAUGUGGAGGGAGCGGAGGGACGAUUACGAGGAAAAGGUCCGUGAGGGGGUUCGUCGCAGCCUCGGUCUCUGA